AUGUUGGGAGACAAGAAGAAGUCGACCCAUCGGCUUUCGGGCCUGUUCUCGAAAUCGACCUCGGAGACUGAUUCGACCACCACCAAAUCGACGACAUCGUCGGAUUCGACCGGCCGGCUUACGAAAGUGCGGAACCGACUGUCUUCGGCCACCCACCUCGCACCAGAAUAUCCUGCACCAGCGUCUCCGCAAGCUCCGCGUCAUUCGUCUCUCCAGAAUCCCACUAUUCAGCCAGUCGACUCCUCAGAUUUCGCAGCAGCCUUCGCGCCUCUUGAGCCCCCUCCACCUCUUACAGUCCCCGGCGGAUCUCGUAAUGCAUCGCCUUCAGGGAGAGGGAGUCGGCCAGGCACGCCGGGCGGGGACUCUUCUGCUGGCGAGGGCAAUCUGAAAAAGCUGAGGCGGAAAAGCAGAUUAUUUGGUGGCAGCCAGGCGGACUUGGUAGGAGGCGCAACGGCAGCGUCCGACCAGCCGCUCGCUUGGAUCGUGGGCCAUAAGGGCAAAGUGCCAUACAACCUGGCCAUGUUGCUGAGCGGAGAAAAGGUACCCGAACUUUGGGAUGAACAAGGCGACACCCUAGUCUACCUCUUUCCGCGCACGUCGAACAAGGGCCCCUCCUUCCGCAUCGACUCCUCCGUAUACGCCACAUCGCGACUGCUCACCCAGCUCGUCCACGGCAGCCUAUAUUCUGAUGCUGGUGUAGCGAGCCCACAGGAAUCGACGCCAUCAUCGCGGCGCGUUUCGCGUGAGGUGUACGGGCAGUCCCGGCCAGCAUCUCCCGACCAGAGCCUCGUCGGAAGCUCCGACGACUCGAAAGGCUCGAGGGUGCUAAGCGACGCAACCGAGGAUGACCACUCGGAGAAGCACAUGUAUGUGCCCAUCGCACUCAGCUCAGAUAGCGCUUUCACUCCCCAGCACGAGCUGCACCUGAGCCCCAAGGACAUCGACAUCCUUGUUACAUAUCGCAACUUUUUCGCCUUCCUCAUCGGACAAUCGCUCGUGGCUACCCAGCGGCACUCGGACAUCUUCGACAUCUUCCUUCGCAUCAGCGAUAUACUUCAGCACUACGCAUUUUCAAAUGUUGACGGUUCGAGCUAUGGCGAAGUCGCAGCUUCGAGCUUUGAUUGCUACGUCGAGGAGCUAAACUUGGCCGACGUGCGGCAUAGCCGGGAGAAGACUAUUGAGGCCAUCGUGCUUGGCGAGAAGAUGCGAUCCAUGGCGCUCUACACCGAAGGCUUUGUGCACGCGUCUGGCAAACUCGAGAGCGUCAAGAACCUGCAGUCGCCCAAGUUUGAGAUGAUCAGCCACAAGACCGCGACCAGACUUGCAAGAGCCGCGAUGGAUCUGGAAAACCGCGAAGCUACUAUCAACUUGAAACUGAAGGACUUUGAGUUUCCCGCUAUCUUUUCUGGCAUCAUGAAUAGCGCCAUGGCCGAGGAGGGAAAGACGAUGAACUUCAAGAAGUGGCGAGUUGCGUUCAACAACGCUAGGACUUUUACCAUCGACUAUUACAAGACGAAGUACGGUUCGUGGCUGCCAAAGGCGAAGUCAAAGAAGAAUGAUCUCACGACAAGCGGUCUCAAUCGGCUGGUGCUUCUCGACAUCUACCGUGACAUGUCCAGCCUAUACGACCUUCUUGUAGACCGUGCCAACCUCACAAAUCGUACUGCAGAUGGCUUCAUAGCUGAGGACGAAGGCACGACCUAUGAGGAUAUUGUGCGCCGAGCAAUGCGGAAAGUUCUCAGCGAGUACGACCGUAGCACGCCACCUGUGCAACCACCGAUUCCAUUCGACCUACCAAUCUAUCCUACGUCUGAAAACACACGCACCGGCGAUGCGAAGAAGGAUGCAAAAGCUCGGGCUAAGAAGCUGUCGAAGGAUCAGGUGCUGAAGUUCUUGAAGGGUUCCCACAAUAUCGACGCGGAGCAGCAAACACCAUUCUUGGAAGCAUUCCGGCAUUUCGAGUACAAACAGGCCUCUGGUGCCAACAUGGAUGACUUGUGGGACCUGCGCAGCGGCCAAUGGCUCUUCCUCUACGCCGUCAUUCAGUCGCUACCAAUGUUGGUCAUCGACGCUCCUGGAGUUCGAUACACCCAGGGCGUCGAAUAUUUCCUUUGCCAGGUUCCUCGCAGCGGCGUGCCCUGGGGUCGCGAAGACACAGCACGAACGCGAACAUGGUUCGGUGUGGGAGGUGGUGGUCAGGGUGGUGUCUUCCGACGAUCGCAUUGCUGGAAGAAAGCUCAAGAGUGGGCAGCCAACGACACUCUCCUCAAUGCCGCGAUGCAAGAACUCGAUGUGAAUGCCGCCCCACUGCCAGCACCACCUGGGCUUCUGGACCCGUCGGCCGCUACUGCUCGAUCUCGAUCAGGCAGCCCAGUCUCCGAUAACAGGCGACAGAGUGUCAUGAUGCUUGGCCUCGAAGCCCUGCCUCUACCUCCUGGCAUCGCGCCCCCAACUGCCGCUUCUUCAUCGAGGCCAGCAUCGAGCAGCGAUCCCAGCAAGACUUUUGACGCGAUUCUUGGAACCAGCGCCACGCCUCCUUCCAAGGACAAGAAGAAGAAGAGAUGA
Messenger RNA from Parastagonospora nodorum SN15, 2565 nucleotides. RefSeq lists its product as hypothetical. NCBI's taxonomy places the organism in Eukaryota, Fungi, Ascomycota, Dothideomycetes, Pleosporales, Phaeosphaeriaceae. The record is from RefSeq and is a predicted model, not a curated record. The transcript has 2 exons. The coding region runs from base 1 to 2565 and encodes 854 amino acids.